AUGCUUAACCAACUCAUCUUGUGUUCCUUGAUCGUCUCAGCUGCGGCCUAUGUAGUGCCGGCCGAAACGGCCAAAGAUUCGGCGGCGUCCCCGAAAGGACAAAAGCGAAUGCUCUCGGAGCUUGAGCGACGGCUGCCGUUCCUGAAAGGCGUUGAUCAGGAAGGCCGCCAAGAAUUCUUCGCCAUCAUUCACAACGAGACGCUCAGCAAAGCCGAGAUCUGGGAAGCCGUCGAACUGUGGGCUUCCAAGCAAGAUAAGCCCACCAAGGUCAGUUUCUUCAUUGUUUUUGUUGGGUCCAUUUCUUUGCUCGCUUUCCCUUCUGAUCGACGUUCUUGAAUGGAAAUAGUGGAUAAAAACAUUUUAGCGAUUAGGUUCAUCAAAUGAUUCAGUGGGUAUGCGAACUUUUUUUUUUAUCUUGUGACCUUAUUCAUACGGUUUUUCCAGGAAGCCGUAGCAGAAUUCCAUAAAAAUCUGGAAAAUCACGUGAAAAACUCGCGUCUUAGAGUUGAAAAAAUUGUGCAAAACCUUCCCGAGGCACUCCAGAAGCUUUCUGAAAUUAUUGAAGCUGUCGACAUUUCUCGAACUGAGGUAUUUUGUUUUACCUAUUUCAUUAGGCCAUUUCAAAGUGUUUUCUUCACUGCUUGAUUUGACUUUCUUUUGAGAAGAUAUAUUUAGCAGUGAAGAAAUUGGGGAAAAAAAUAGGCGGCGAUUUUCUUUGAAAGAAAUGGUUUGUAGGAAAAGUCGAAGAUCGAGUCUUUGUACGCUUCUUUGGACGCAGACACAACGAAAACGCUGCAGUUCCUGGUAGAUCUCGUCUCUUUCCGCAAAAACGAAGGUCGCUCUGGAGGAGCCGAAAGAAAAGCUUUAAAAAUGGAAUCCAAGACAGAGUCUUCCACCAAAAUUCUUUAA
Molecule: messenger RNA, 909 nt
Organism: Caenorhabditis auriculariae
Lineage: Eukaryota; Metazoa; Nematoda; Chromadorea; Rhabditida; Rhabditidae
Source: the annotation of a GenBank genome assembly